Salvelinus namaycush (lake trout) is the source of this 1291-nucleotide messenger RNA. Its product is annotated as inorganic pyrophosphatase-like. Bases 89 to 964 code for a protein of 291 amino acids. NCBI's taxonomy places the organism in Eukaryota, Metazoa, Chordata, Actinopteri, Salmoniformes, Salmonidae. Gene Ontology annotation, biological process: phosphate-containing compound metabolic process. Gene Ontology annotation, cellular component: cytoplasm. The transcript is spliced from 11 exons. The record is from RefSeq and is a predicted model, not a curated record. Gene Ontology annotation, molecular function: inorganic diphosphate phosphatase activity; magnesium ion binding.
CAGUGUAGUUCUGGGUGGACUUCUUUUGAACACUCAAAGUGCAUUAACCAUCACCGCAGCUUCCGCAAGAAACCAACACAGAUUAAAUAUGAGCUUCACAGUCGAAGAGAGGGGGAACCCCAAUACAUUGAGCUAUCGUUUGUUUUUCAAAAAUGCUGAUGGAAAGUAUGUCUCCCCAUUCCAUGACAUACCCAUGUACGCUGAUGAGAGCCAGAACAUUUUCCACGUGGUUGUUGAAGUACCAAGAUGGACCAACUCAAAGAUGGAGAUUGCGACCAAAGACCCCCUGAAUCCGAUCAAGCAGGAUGUGAAGAAGGGGAACCUGCGUUAUGUUGCCAACGUUUUCCCCCACAAAGGCUACAUCUGGAACUAUGGAGCAAUCCCUCAGACAUGGGAGGACCCCGGGCACAAAGAUGGAGACACUGGCUGCUGUGGUGACAACGACCCAAUUGAUGUCUGUGAAAUCGGUACCAAGGUGUGUUCGCGUGGUGAAGUGAUCAAGGUGAAGGUACUGGGGGUUUUGGCCAUGAUCGACGAGGGGGAGACGGACUGGAAAGUCAUGGCCAUCAACGUGGAGGACCCUGAAGCUAAGGACCUGAACGACAUCAGUGACAUCCAGAGGCUGAAGCCAGGUUACUUGGAGGCCACAGUGGACUGGUUCAGGAGGUACAAGGUACCAGACGGGAAACCAGAGAACAUGUUCGCCUUCAACGGAGCGUUCAAAGACAAGGACUUUGCCAUUGAGACAAUCAAGAGCACCCAUGGCUUCUGGAAGGCACUUAUCUCUGAAAAGACCAAUGCUGGAGGACUCAACUGUAAAAACACGUGUGUGUCGGUGGGAGACAGCCCCUUCUGCUGCUCUACGGACGAGGCCAAGGCUGUCGUAGGCAGGACAAGCCCUUGUGGAACUGAAGAUCAUAUCCCCUGCUCAGUGGAUAAAUGGUUCUACUAUGAGAAGAAGUAACUUUGCGAAGGAGACUCAAUGGACCAGAAGUGUCUCAUCUGUUUAGCUAGCAUACUUGAAGAUAAUAGUCGAUGGUUGUGGGUCUGACUGAGAAACAAUAGACUAUCUUCUCCACACUCGGAAGAUGAGAGGAGAUAGAAGGACAAAAAGAGUAAUGAAAUCAUGUCUUAGGAAAUGCAUUUUCCCUGUUAUUUAACUAAGGUCUCAUUGGAGAUGUGCUGUCCAACAGCUGGCACUGGUAGUGUGCUAGCUAUAGCUACUCAUGCACUGUAUGCCAGGAUCAUCUCAAUCGUCUUUUAAUAAAGCUUUUUCUGUUGAAAAAAUGUC